Cuscuta campestris is the source of this 1891-nucleotide messenger RNA. NCBI's taxonomy places the organism in Eukaryota, Viridiplantae, Streptophyta, Magnoliopsida, Solanales, Convolvulaceae. The record is from the annotation of a GenBank genome assembly.
GUAACCCCAACCCCCCCCCACGGGUCAUUGCUCGUUUUUGGGAACUUUCUUUUUAAGCUCUGAAGACUGAUUUUCAGAAGAGAAACUGAAACCGGAAAGGUAGAGUGAAAGAGUUUCCACACAUACCCACCUAUACAUACACCCUAUAUAUAUGUAUAUAUUCCUUCACAGAGCUUUAGAAAUCCAGAGGCCUGUUUGUGUAGUUUCUCCAGUGCCACUUUAGAACGCUGCAGCGUUUCUUUCCGGAGGGUAAGAGAAUCAAGGAAAUCUUUGUGACCCAGAUCACGAUUUCUCUAGAAUUUCUCUGGACACUACAGUGGGUUUGUCUAAGAAUAUGGAUGAUGAGUAUGAAAAAUUCAUCAGAAGAAUGAAUCCACCAAGAGUGGUAAUUGACAAUAAAUCCUGCAAAAAUGCCACUGUUAUACAGGUGGAUAGUGCUAACAAACAUGGUAUACUUUUGGAGGUAGUGCAAGUUCUUACUGAUCUUAACCUUAUCAUUACCAAGGCUUAUAUAUGCUCUGAUGGAGGAUGGUUCAUGGACGUCUUCAAUGUCACUAAUCAAGAUGGAAACAAGGUAACAGAUGACACAGUUUUGGAUUAUAUUAUGAAGUCACUUGGCCCAGAUUCUUGCUUUGAAUCAUCUAUGAGAAGAGCUGUUGGGGUAACUUCUGGACCAAACCACACCUCCAUCGAGUUAAUAGGGAGUGACAGACCAGGGUUACUAUCUGAGGUCAGUGCGGUCCUCACGAACCUAAAAUGCAACGUGGUGAACGCCGAGGUGUGGACCCACAACACCCGGGCAGCAGCCAUAAUCCAGGUCACGGACGAGGAUACCGGGGGCCCGGUUACCAAUCCCGAAACACUGACCAUGGUUAAGAAGCUACUGUGCAACGUGUUGAGGGGAAGCAACAAGUGCAGGGAUGCAAAGACUCAGAUUAACCACGGAGUUACUCACACUGACAGAAGGCUUCACCAGCUGAUGUUUGCUGACAGAGAUUAUGAGCGCGUUAAUGACGAUGACGAAGGUUUGGAUUGUCAUCAACAAAGGCCUAAUGUGAACGUUGUUAAUUGGCACGACAGGGAUUACUCGGUUGUGACGAUUCAGUGCAAGGACAGACCUAAGCUUCUCUUUGAUGUUAUCUGCACUUUGACAGACAUGGAAUAUAUAGUCUUCCAUGGCAAUGUUGAUGCCGAGGGUCCCGAAGCUAAUCAGGAGUAUUGCAUAAGACACAUUGAUGGGUCCCCCGUGAAGUCGGAUGCGGAACGACAAAGAGUGAUUCACUGUCUUGAAGCAGCUAUUGAAAGAAGGGUAUCUGAGGGAUUGAAGCUAGAGCUUUGCACAACAGACAGAGUGGGGCUGCUAUCAGAUGUGACGCGGAUAUUCCGGGAGAACAGUCUGAGUGUGACAAGAGCCGAAGUCACGACCCGCGGGGGCAAAGCUGUCAAUACAUUCUACGUGCGGGAUGCCUCAGGGUACCCAGUCGAUUCAAAGAUCAUAGAGUCAGUGAGGCAGACGAUAGGACAGACUAUCCUACAAGUGAAGGGUACCCCCAGAGAGCUAAGUUCAUCUGUUCCUCAAGAAUCUCCCACCAGGUCACUCUUUGGUGGCAUUUUCAAGUCAAGAUCCUUCUGCAAUUUCGGCCUUGUCAGAUCAUAUUCUUGAAAAAAAAAUAAGGGAAAAAAAAUAGUCCUAAUUAAUUUAUCUGUCUCUUGCCGUGUAAAUAUGCAAUCUUAGGCUCUAUUAAUCUGAAAUAUCAAUCAGUUACUGAGGUAAAAAAAAAGAGAUUAAACUUAGCCAGUGAAUGUAAAUAUAUCUAUAUAUGCUACUUGGCCUUCUUCUUCUAGAGAAAUGGUUUUUACUUCAUCUACUUACCCUUUUGGGGGUACAUUG